AAGAAACUUUGCAUGAGCUUCUUCACCAUAUUCACCAUUCAUUCACACACAUUACACAUAACACUCUUUUUUGCUACCUUUUCGUUUUUGUUUCUUGUUGCAAACUCCAUUUCUUCUUUCUUCUUCUAUUUCCCACUUCAACUCGAAAAUCAUUCAGAAAAAGUAGAACAAUUUCUUCAUUUUUUGAAGCAAACAUCAAAUUCAUCUUCAUCUUCUUCUUCUUCACAUUGUAGCCUAGAUGCGCGUUCGAAAACUAUGCACUCUCAGCUCCUAUUUCCGUUCAAAUUUACACCGCAAACCCAAAUUCGAACUCGCCAUUUCCAAUAUAGUCUCUUCUCCUGAACCCCAUCACGAUUCCACUUCAGACUUUCAACUCUCAACUCUCAAACUCCACCGUGCUUCUACCCCAGAGGAUUCGUCUGAUUCGGAUGUUGCGACGACUCAGCUUGCAUCUAUUAUAUUGCCUUCGCCUCCGGUAAAGAAGCUUGUUUCUGAGGAAAAUGGUAAAGAAGAAAAAGACAGAAGAAUACUAGAGAUACCAUGGGUACCGGAUGUUCCUAGUGGGGAUAUUUCAGUUAAGCGGAAGGAGGUAUCUCGUGAGAGGAAACAAAAAUGGGUAUUUAAAUACAGUAACGAGGACCGUUCUGACAGGUUACUUGGUAUGUGCGCGAAAAGACUAGGAUCUAAAGCUACUGUUGAGGUGUUUGGCCAUCUGGGUCGGGAAACAGGUCUGAAAGAGUACAAUAAGUUGAUACAAUUGUGUGUAAAGAAGGCUAGGGGAGCUGAUGAUGAAGACAUUGCUAUAGAAGAAUUGAGUAAGGCUUUUCACCUUCUCAAAUUAAUGAGGGAAUAUGGUUUCCCACUAGGAGAGCAAACAUACCGCCCAAUUCUUCAGUAUCUAAUUGACUUGGGUAUGGUUCGAGAAUUUGAACUUUUCUCUGAUGUUAUCAAAGCUGAGAAUGCCAGUUCGACUUCACGGUUGGGUUACUAUGAAAUGAUGCUGUGGUUAGGAGUUAACCAUGAAGAAAUGAUCCGGGAUAUUUGUGAAUAUAUUACAGUUGAAGACAGUGAAGACACUACUGCUUUACGAGAAAGUUACUUAUUGGCUCUUUGUGAAAGUGAUCGAAAGACGCAGAUUUUGGAUGUGUUGAAAAAUAUAGACAUAACAAAGCUUACAUCUGUGGAAUCUAGAUCGAAUAUAUUCCAAGCCUUAGGAAGGCUACAGCUGGAAUCUGAUGCAGAGAAUUUACUGUUGGAUUUGAGAGCAAGCGAUCAAGAUCCGGAUGAUAUUUCAAACUUCAUUGCUAGUUUUGCUGUUAGCAUUCCAAAUUUAGCGGCUGAAGAUAUAAUCGUGAAAGUCGAGAAUUUGCAUGAAGUAUUGGAUGUUUUGCCUUCAAUGUCAUCGUAUAAAAAGCUUAUUCAGUAUUGUUGUGGCUUACUAAAGGUGGAUACAGCCGUUGAUAUUGUUGAUAAAAUGUGUGAAGCAGGCUUUACGUUGUCUACUCAGGUGUUACAAUCCAUAUUACACAUUUGUGAGGAAACUUAUGAUUAUAUUUUGGUUCAUCGAAUCUAUUCCAUCAUAUGUCGCCACCAUUUGGGGUUGAAUAAUGAAAUAUGCAGGAGUUUGGUCUACUUUUUUGUGAGGUUAAAAGAUUUUAAAGGUGCGUACAAGAUGAUUGAGGACUUGCAGAAAAUGAAUUUUAUACCUACUGCAGCCAUGUACAAUGCUAUAAUGGGAGGAUACUUUCGGGAGAAAAACAUCAGUGGUGGGCUGAGUGUCCUCAAACAUAUGCGAGAGGCCAAUGUAAAACCUGAUUCACAGACUUUCAGCUAUUUGAUUACCAAUUGUCAAAGUGAAGAGGAUAUAAUCAAGUAUUAUGAAGAAUUGAAGCUAUCAGGAAUCCAAGCUACAAAGCAAAUUUUUAUGGCGCUUAUUAAUGCAUAUGCAGCUUGUGGCGAAUUUGAGAAGGCAAAACAGGUAGUUUUAGAUUCAGAAGUACCACACAAGUACUUACAUGAAAUAAAGAGUGUGCUUAUCUCCGCUCUUGCAUCACACAAGCAAUUGCCCGAGGCGCUUCUUAUAUACGAGGAGGUCAAGAAGGCCGGACUUGGUGUGGAGCCAAAAGCUGUUAUAAGUCUCAUUGAAGAAUUGACUCAAUUAAGUGGAGAGUUGGAUGGGUUGCUUCUUCUACUCAAGGAAUUGAGUGAUCUAGACUAUUGGGUUGAUGGUUGCUUCAGGGUUAUCAAGUAUUGUGUUCAGAACAAUCAUUUAAGUUCUGCUAUUGUGCUGUUCAAACAACUCAAGGAUAAGUUCGAAAGUGAUGAAAUACAAUUGGAAGUUCUAUUUGACUCUGUAUUUUCUGUAAUUGCGUCGUCCAAGUCCACACAUCUACAGUUUGGCCUCGACUUGCUUUGGGCAAUCAAGGAUGAGAUUGGCCUUAUUCCUUCAAGGCAGAGUCUUGAUUUUCUUCUAAGUGCUUGUGCCAAUGCUGGAGAUUUGAAUAAUGCUCGUUUGAUUUGGAGAGAAUAUGAGGUUGCUGGAUUUCCUUACAAUGUAUUAAGUUACUUGAGGAUGUAUCAGGCACUUUUAGCAUCAGGAGAUCAUAGAUCUGCCAACCUUAUGCUCAAAAAAAUUCCAAAAGAUGAUAUGGAGGUCUGUUCUGUCAUCUUAUCUUGUCAAAACACGUACUCUGCUAAUGACAAUCUUAACUCUGUAGAAGUGAAGAAACCGAAAGGAAAGAAAAAGAAGAAAAAGAAGAAAAAGUGUAGUGUAGAGAGGUAGAGAGAUUAAUGUCUUGCACAUUUUCAUUUGGCUUAAGAAUGUGCUUCAGCGGGUGAAGUAUUUGACAUGUUAUCCACAUUUUUGGUCUAGUUAAUUGCGUGGUCGCCUGCGCUGCAUGCUAUGCUCAUUCCAUAUUUUUAUUUUGUUACUAGUUGGGUGAUUCAUGCUUCAUGGCGCCACAGGUUAUACUCGUGAUAUGAAAUAUUUUAGUUUUUCAUAAGUAA
Lotus japonicus is the source of this 3006-nucleotide messenger RNA. RefSeq names its product pentatricopeptide repeat-containing protein At4g04790, mitochondrial-like. NCBI's taxonomy places the organism in Eukaryota, Viridiplantae, Streptophyta, Magnoliopsida, Fabales, Fabaceae. The coding region runs from base 239 to 2782 and encodes 847 amino acids. The transcript has 16 exons. The record is from RefSeq and is a predicted model, not a curated record. Gene Ontology annotation, molecular function: protein binding.